AUGGCAACACCAGAAACCUUUACUACUGAUGAUUUAAGGUUCUUUGCUGAAUCCGAGUUAAUAACGAUUGAACCCUUCAUCAAAACUGAGAGUUUCACACUUUCAGGGAAAAUGUAUGGCCCGUUUCGACCUCCUAAAAAAGUCAAAGUACCUCUUUGGGUUGCGUUGUCUUUAAAGUCACGACGAUUAUGUAAAAUAAUUUCUCCUGAAUGGCUUAGCGUUGGCAAACUUGAUACCCUACUGGAAAGAGAACAAAAUCAUCCGGAAUUUAGUCCCGUUCCUUUUUAUUAUUUUGAAAUCUCGCGAAUGUUGCUGCGUUCGGCUGAAGAUGAUCUAGUAGAACCGGAUAAACUCAGAUAUAAAUUACAGAACAUCAAGGAGUUGAGAGAAAAUAAGAUCAGGGACGGUUUAGUGAACCUGGAUCCCGUUCCAAUCAGGGUAAAUAAUGUGAGUGCACGUGAACUUCAUCUUAUGCGUCCUACGUUUACAAUGGUCUAUGAUUCCUUAUCAAAGACCAUGUCUACUGAAAAAUCAGUGACGGGUAAUGAAGUAAGUAAACAAAUGGAUAUAUUUGAGAAUAGUCAAAAUAUAGAGAACAUUCUGGACGUGGAAGAUAUGGAGAUUAUGGAAGAUGAUUCAAUUAUCCAGAAUUAUUAUGAUUAA
This is a messenger RNA of Acaulospora morrowiae, 663 nucleotides long. The record is from the annotation of a GenBank genome assembly. Lineage: Eukaryota; Fungi; Glomeromycota; Glomeromycetes; Diversisporales; Acaulosporaceae.